This is a messenger RNA of Schizosaccharomyces octosporus yFS286, 1901 nucleotides long. Its product is annotated as ribosome export GTPase. The transcript is spliced from 2 exons. Gene Ontology annotation, molecular function: GTP binding. NCBI's taxonomy places the organism in Eukaryota, Fungi, Ascomycota, Schizosaccharomycetes, Schizosaccharomycetales, Schizosaccharomycetaceae. Bases 102 to 1691 code for a protein of 529 amino acids. The record is from RefSeq and is a predicted model, not a curated record. Gene Ontology annotation, cellular component: nucleolus.
CAUAAAGGAAGUCACCUUCUACCAACCACAUCUUGAAGGAGCGUGGUUGUGUGAAGCCAAGUAAAAUUUAUUGAAUUGGCCGUAAAAGUACUAAAUACAAUAUGGGAACAUUUAAAAAAGAGAAAAGCAGAUUGGGCCGUGAAGGCUCCGAAAAGAAGCCCGGUAACUUGCGUGUUAAAGGCGAAAACUUUUAUCGUAAUGCUAAAGAUGUUGCUAAGGUGAACAUGUUCCGUGGCGGUAAAGCCAAGUACAAUGCACAAGGUGAACUUGUACGUGCUGCUGACUUCCAAUCCAAAGAAGUUCCAAAGGCGCGUGUUCAACCAGAUCGUCGUUGGUUCAACAACACUCGAGUCAUCGCACAACCUACGCUUACUCAAUUUCGUGAAGCAAUGGGACAAAAGGCAAACGACCCUUAUCAAGUUUUGUUGAGAAGGAACAAAUUGCCAAUGUCACUUUUAGAGGAAAAUUCUCACAUCCCUAAAGUUCGCGUUCUGGAGUCCGAACCAUUUGAUAGUACAUUUGGUCCCAGAGCUCAAAGGAAGCGCCCAAAGCUUGCCGUUGAUUCUCUUUCCGAUUUAGCAAACGCUUCGAAUGAAAGACAAAAUGCGUAUGAAGAAAAAGAAGAAGAGCGCAUUUUAUCGAACCCCGAACCUGAUAGUGAUGUUACGACGGCUGCGAGGGAUGCUAUUUUCAACAAGGGUCAGUCGAAACGUAUCUGGAACGAGCUUUACAAAGUCAUCGAUUCAAGUGAUGUUUUGUUGCAAGUUUUGGAUGCUCGUGAUCCUAUGGGUACACGGUGCCGAUCGGUUGAGCGGUAUUUGAAGAAGGAGGCCCCCCAUAAGCAUAUGGUUUUGGUCUUGAACAAGAUUGAUCUAGUUCCAACAUCUGUUGCGGCUGCUUGGACUAAGAUUUUAGCAAAAGAAUAUCCUACGAUUGCAUUCCAUGCUUCUAUUAAUAACUCUUUCGGUAAAGGAUCUCUUAUUCAAAUUUUACGGCAAUACGCUUCUUUGCAUUCUGACAAGAAGCAAGUUUCUGUGGGAUUGGUUGGAUACCCCAACGCAGGAAAAUCAAGUAUUAUUAAUACCCUUCGCAAGAAGAAGGUUUGCAAUGUUGCACCUAUUCCUGGUGAAACUAAGGUUUGGCAAUAUGUAACCCUCAUGAAGCGUAUUUUCCUGAUUGACUGCCCUGGUAUUGUACCUCCUAGUUCUACUGAUUCGGAUGCGGACUUGUUACUAAAGGGUGUUGUUCGAGUGGAGAAUGUUAGUAAUCCAGAAGCUUAUAUUCCGACCGUCCUAACCCGUUGCAAGAACAAGCACUUGGAGCGUACUUAUGAAAUUUCUGGAUGGAAUGAUUCAACGGAAUUUCUUUGUAUGCUCGCAAAGAAAAGUGGUCGUUUAUUGAAGGGUGGUGAGGCAGAUGAAGCAUCCAUUGCAAAGAUGGUAUUGAAUGACUUCAUGCGAGGCAAAAUUCCUUGGUUUGUCGGACCUAAAGGUUUGUCCUCCUCUGAGGAGGAUACAAACAAGAAGGGAAAUACUUUGACUGAAGAAACAAAUGAAGAGGAAGUGGAAGAAGGAUCACAAGAACAGACAAAUGACGAUGGGGAGGAAGAAGAAUGGAAUGGAAUAGAAGAGUCAAAGGAUGCUCCGCCAGCCGGAGAAAAGACAGUUGCUGAAUCUGCUAGUGAUGAGUAGGUUGGUUACUCUUAUGUUUGACACGAAUAAUCAUACUGGUUUGGGAACAAUGGCAAAUUAAUUUAAUCUUUUGGUUUUCAUGGUUUACUGUACAUUAAUAAUAUUUUUGAGUUGAGUUUAUAGGUGCUUAACACAGUAUCUACUUUCAUGUUAUAAGAAUGAUGUGUCAGCUAGAAUGGUUAUGGGUAAAUAGAUUGAUUGCUGCAAUUU